UAAAAAGGCCUCUUUUGCAAUUCAAACUUCCAUAUCAACUAAUUUUCAAAAAAAACCCCAAAUCAAACCAAAUUCUCUCCACAAACCCUAAAUCAUAAAAUCCAGUAGCUGCAGCCAGCAGAAUCAUCAAUGGCGAACAACAAAUUAGCCGAAGAAUACCUCAAUUUAAUCGCAGAAGGAGCUCCUUCUUUCUUCGCCUUUUUCCUUCUCUCCAUCUUCACUUACGUCUCCGUCCUCAACCUCUCCGAUCUCCCGACGCUCUUCAGCGACGCCAAAUUCUGGUUCUGCAUCUCCAAUACUCUUAUUUUCAUAAUCGCCGUCGAUUUCGGAGCCUUCUCUCCGCCGCCCGAGCAGAUCAAAUCGAAGCAAUCGGAAAACAGCGCAGUGAAAAUCGUUCGGGAGAGACCUAAUAAAAGUUACCGAGAGACGAGGAGAGGUAAUUCGGCGAAAACUUACCGGCGAAGCAAGUCGGAGAAAGCGGUGGAGAAGGAGAGGAAGAUCGCGAUGAGGAGGUCGAAAACGAUGACGAUAAAAUUACACGACGAAGAAGAAGAAGCGUCGAAGGAAGAUAAUGAAUUUGAAGAGAUGACAGAUGAAGAACUGAAUAGAAGAGUUGAAGAGUUUAUUGAAAGAUUCAACAGAAGGAUUCGACUUCAAGAUCUCGAAUAUGGGGAUGCCGAUGGAGCGUAGAUAAUUUUAUAUGAAUAUACAAAUACAAACUUUGUUUCUCUGUAUAAUACAAUACUGGUUACAUAGAGACGAUUAAAUUUUCCUUUUUUAAAUAUUAAAAUUUGUUUGGUAAUUAGGUGAAUAUUUUACUCAUAACCUCAUUUAUAUAUCAACAAGGACAAAU
Messenger RNA from Momordica charantia (bitter melon), 853 nucleotides. RefSeq lists its product as uncharacterized. The record is from RefSeq and is a predicted model, not a curated record. NCBI's taxonomy places the organism in Eukaryota, Viridiplantae, Streptophyta, Magnoliopsida, Cucurbitales, Cucurbitaceae.